AUGGAUUUCCUGGUGGAUGGGAACCACACUGCAGUGACAGAGUUCAUUUUAUUGGGCUUAACAGAAGAUCCUACGCUUCGGGUCGUCCUCUUCAUGGUCAUCCUGUGCCUCUAUCUGGUGACCAUAUCUGGCAAUCUCAGCACAAUCAUCCUGAUCAGAAUCUCUUCUCAGCUCCAUCAUCCUAUGUAUUUUUUCCUGAGCCACUUGGCUUUGGCUGACAUAGGCUAUUCAUCCUCUGUCACACCAAAUAUGCUUGCAAACUUCCUGGUGGAGACAAAUACAAUCUCCUAUCUUGGAUGUGGGAUCCAACUUGGAUCAGCUGUUUUCUUUGGGUCAGUUGAUUGCUGUCUUCUGGCUGCCAUGGCCUAUGAUCGCUUUGUAGCAAUCUGCAGCCCACUGCUUUAUUCAACUAAAAUGUCCAAACGAGUCUGUGAUCAGUUAUUACUUAUGGCUUAUGUAGGUGGUUUUCUUGAUGCUUCCUCCUUUACCAUUUCCUUCUUUUCUUUGUUCUUCUGUGGACCUAAUUGUGUCAAUCAUUUUUUCUGUGAUUUUGCUCCUCUAGUUGAACUUUCCUGUUCUGAUGUCAGUAUCCCUGCAGUGCUCCCCUCAUUUUCUGCUGGCUCCAUCAUUGUGGUCACAGUGAUUGUCAUAGCUGUCUCCUACAUCUACAUCCUCAUCACCAUCCUGAAGAUGCACUCCACUGAGGGCCGCCACAAGGCCUUCUCCACCUGCACCUCCCACCUCACUGCAGUCACUCUGUUCUAUGGGACCGUUACAUUCACUCAUGUGAUGCCCAAGUCCAGCUACUCUACUGACCAGAACAAGGUGGUGUCUGUGGUGUACAUGGUGGUGAUCCCCAUGUUGAACCCCCUCAUCUACAGUCUCAGGAGUAAUGAGAUUAAGGCUGCUCUGAAGCAGCAGCUUGGUAGAAAAAUAUUUUCUUAGCAAAACCUCUUAUUUUGUAGCGUUUGAUGUAAUAAUAUACUAUUAAUGUAAUAUUAAAAGAAAUUUGAUUCCUGUGGGCCAAAUAUAUCUGCAUAUAAUUAGCCAGUAUGAGGCUUCAUAGUAUACAAGGGGUUGGAUCUUCAGAUGGUAAAUCAAAGAAAAUAGUGAGUUAACUUUAAUAAAUUAAAUUAAAUUUAGAAAUAAGAAACACAAAUUGAUUCACAGGAAAAAAAUCUUAAUCUGCUGAAAAUCUUUUUUAAGUUUUAUUCAUAGAUUAUUUUUCAAAACCAGUUCUAAGUCAUAAAUCAAGUUUAUCAGGCCUCCAGGUCUUUAAUGCUGUGUUCAUUUUCAACAGCUGAUUAUGCUGAGGUGAGCCUGAUAACCAUAGUUAUGCCCUGACUGAGUACAUUCUGAAGGGAAAUAACAAAUUGGAACAAGAUAGUAAAAUUGCUAAAGACAUGGUGCUUAUAGAAAGCUUAUCUGUAGGGGUUGGUAUCCGUGCACUUAUAAAAUUCUAGCCUAUGUUUUUGGGUUCUGACUAUG
Molecule: messenger RNA, 1488 nt
Organism: Loxodonta africana (African savanna elephant)
Lineage: Eukaryota; Metazoa; Chordata; Mammalia; Proboscidea; Elephantidae
Product: olfactory receptor 5P76-like
Exons: 1
Coding region: 1-945 (314 amino acids)
Biological process (GO): G protein-coupled receptor signaling pathway; sensory perception of smell
Cellular component (GO): membrane
Molecular function (GO): G protein-coupled receptor activity; odorant binding; olfactory receptor activity
Source: RefSeq, a predicted model, not a curated record